CGCUGGAAUUGAGCGAAGCCGGCGAGCGAGAGAGAGAAAGUGAUGAUGGCCACAGUCAACACCAACAAACAUACUGUGAUCCAUAGGGCUGCCUCUAGAUCUCCGUUCAUUUCAACCGAUGCAUUCAUUCGUGUCUGCCUAAUCUUCUUUCUUCUACAAUCUAAAUUUGGUCAACCACCCAAACCCACCGGGUCUCUUGUCUUCAGUGUCUCCUUCUGCUCAUUCAAGUUGCCCCUCGACUCGCCCCAGGCUUCAAUGCCCUGUGAGGAGUCCAUAUUUCUCCUGUUGCAUGAAACCCUCUCUGCCUCUGGCAAUCCUAGAGGCAGCUCCUCGAAGCAUACGCACCCACAUUGGCAUCAAUCUGCGCCCACAGCACCGCCUACCUCGCCUUUCCCUUCUGCACCAGUCCACCGCAGCCACACUCACUGAACCAGAAGACCUUCCUCCGACAUCGCGUCGUCCUCCAGUCAUGUCGUCCGAAGCAGUAGAGUCGGAUAGUGAACUUCAAAGUCGCGGUCAACAGAGCCCAUUGGCUUCCCGACGCGCCCAAGACCACAACCCACGCAGAAGCCGAUUCGAGAACCUAUUCCCUUUGAGCUACAGGGAAGGUUUUAGUCAAUGGUGGAACGAUGUACCAGCGGCAGAAGCGGAGCAUAGAGUCCUAUCUUUUGUUCCCUACCUACAAAAGCCCCCGACCCAUACCCAAACCGGCUCAGAACCGCCAUCUGUGAACCCAUCGACCAUGUCAGUUAACGAAGAUCCUACGGCCAAAGCCCUUCCUGUGCGGACAACCUCUAUCACAGACCCCUACGGCCCUCGAACGUGGUAUUCCCGUAUGGUCCAGUUGUCUGGCAAGAACCGGGCCUUGAAUGAGUUCUCAGUGGAGCGCACGGGCGAGACUCCCGAGCAGAAUAUGGUCAUCCUGCACGGCUAUGGUGCUGGCCUGGGUUUCUUUUAUAAGAACUUCGAAGCACUGUCCCGUCCUCAAGGCUGGCGGUUGUUUGCACUCGAUAUGUUGGGAAUGGGCCGCUCAUCUCGUCCGCCUUUCAAAAUUAAAGCCAAGACUCGUGAAGAGCAAAUAAAAGAGGCGGAAGCGUGGUUCGUAGACUCUCUGGAGGAAUGGCGUGUGAAAAGAAAGAUUGACAAGAUGACUUUGGUUGGACACAGUAUGGGCGGCUAUAUGGCAGUGUGUUACGCAUUGAAAUAUCCGGGACACCUCAACAAGCUCAUCCUAGCUUCUCCCGUCGGUAUCCCCGAGGAUCCUUAUGCCACCCAUGCCGCCAUGCCCGAACCACCUGAAUCAACCCUACAAAAUGAGUUCACCCAAGACCAAUCAACGGAGACCGUCGGCCGAUCGAAUGCCAGCAACGGCAGCGCUCCGACCCCAAGACGGCCACUGCCUAAAUGGCUGACAUAUCUGUGGGAUGCCAACGUUUCCCCCUUCAGUUUCGUCCGGUGGUCUGGCCCAUUAGGUCCACGAUUGGUCUCGGGCUGGACAAGUCGACGAUUCUCACACCUACCGCGUGAGGAAGCCGUGGCUCUCCACGACUAUAGUUACAGUCUGUUCCGUCUCCGUGGCAGUGGCGAAUAUGCCCUGGCAUAUAUCCUUGCUCCCGGCGCUUUUGCCAGAAGUCCUUUGAUCCGCCGCAUACAGGGCGUCGGAAGACAGCCGUUACCCGUUACCAAGCCCAACUCCGGUUCCACAGAAACCGUGCGUGAGAAUGGCGUUCCGGUUGUCCUCAUGUAUGGAGAAAACGACUGGAUGGAUGUCAAAGGGGGCUAUGCUGCCAAAAGGAAGAUUGAUGAAGAACGUGAGCGGGCUUUGAAAGGCAAAUCGCCCGCCGAGAUAGCCGAGGAUCAAGGUGGUGCCAAAGUGGUCAUAAUCAAAGGGGCUGGUCAUCACGUCUACCUUGACAGCCCAGAAGAAUUCAACGAAGUCAUGCUUUCUGAGAUGGAGGAUGUCAAGAAGCGCACGUCAGGCCGGACGAAAGGUGGCAUGGGCGGUGUACAGGUCGUUGACAGGAAGGUUGACGACGAACCAUAAGCGGAGAACGAGUGGUGAGACACGAAACUAGAACGGGCGUGACUGGUAUUCCGCCGGAGGGUUAUAUCUGUCAUCAGCAGAAGGUGGAUUCCUUCAAAUCCACACGUCCAGCAUUGGACACGAUGAAUUGAACUGCAACUCGGCACGUUCGACUGUCUUUGCUGAGUUGUGCCUCCAAUAUGAGUCCGGGAGGCCACUCAAAGCCUGCUCAUCCUCGCAUUGCGAUCCUGCUUGGGGGCCACAAUUUCGGCUCAUACUGGACAACAGUACCGACGAUACUUCACUCAUCUAUCAACACUGAGAUGUCACGAACCCGGAGCUGUCAUGCUUAUCCCGUCAAGGAAUCUGGCGGCUACUCACCACGGGAGUUGCGUCAACCAUUGAAUCUCCAGCCUUGCCUGCUGUGAUGCGUCUGGGUUGGUCAUUCACAAGUUUCAUCCCCCUCCUAGCAGGUCAGAAGGGAGUAGUCUCCUACUCGCAUCCAGUCACGACAGUUUGUGCUCGUUCACCAUACAACGGCGCCCUGUCCUCGAAUCCGUCGCUGUUUCUAUCGCAGGCCACCCAGUAUUAGGUUUCGCUGGCGCCGUCCGUUAAACAGGGACAGCAGGAGAACUACAAUAACUUAUGGCUGGUUUCUCGACAUCAAACAGGUCACGUAAUGACCUAUCGAGCGCCUUCUUGGAUAUGUCUAUUGAGAGAGGUGUUGCUUCGGAGACGCGAGGAGGAAGGCGGUGGCCUUCCUGAUCGCAACGAGACGCCUGGAGCAAUACCACGGAGUACUCCCGAAGGAAACGGACAACCUACUGGGGUCCUUAGAGCAACGAACGCUUAGGGUGGAGGGUGGGAGUCAGGAGGGCUCCCGGUGGAUAGAUAGGCUAGAGACCUAUAUAGACCCGACAGGGACUAGAAUAGAUACAAGAGGUACUUCCCUGGGGAUUGAUAGAAGCAACCACAUCUCGCACAAUCUUCAGACCACAGGCUGUAUCUUCCAAGGCGGAUAAUGUUGGAACUGCCAAUGCGUCAAGACGCAUUUUACGCUUGCUCGUUACCAUGCUUGUCAGGUGUCUUGAAGGAAGAGGUCGGUAUCCUCUCGAGAUCGCGCAACAGAUUCUCCCCGGGGAUUGAUAGAAGCAACUACAUCUCGCACAAUCUUUUGAUGCGGUUCCUGCUCGCUCGCAGGCCGUACUAAGACAUGAACAACUUCCUGAUCCAGAAACUGAUGUAAGGUGGCGAUGGCAUUUAGGACGGCUUCCUAACAGUCAUGUUGGGCUUGGAUGGCUUGGAUGGCUUGGAUGGCUUGGAUUCUAGCCUCGCAACCAGCGAUGUCAGAGCCCAGGCGUAUUAUUGUUGUAUCAUUCAAUAUUGGUUGCCAUAUAGCUUGCCGCUCUGCUCGGAAUUAGUUGGGUCAGGGAGCAAAAAGGAAGGAGCCAUACCAGCGGAGAGUUGCAACCACUCAUCCAUCAUGAUAUUGAAUGUCAAAGGGGAUGCUGCCAUCAUGAUCUUGAUGACACCGGGAUCGUCAGAGUUUCGACAUUUGGUGAAUUCUUCCACACGCCACGAAUGCAUGAGCGCGUUUACUC
Messenger RNA from Exophiala dermatitidis NIH/UT8656, 3624 nucleotides. Its product is annotated as alpha/beta hydrolase. The transcript has a single exon. The record is from RefSeq and is a predicted model, not a curated record. Gene Ontology annotation, biological process: cardiolipin acyl-chain remodeling. Gene Ontology annotation, cellular component: mitochondrial inner membrane. NCBI's taxonomy places the organism in Eukaryota, Fungi, Ascomycota, Eurotiomycetes, Chaetothyriales, Herpotrichiellaceae. Gene Ontology annotation, molecular function: A2-type glycerophospholipase activity. The coding region runs from base 290 to 2044 and encodes 584 amino acids.